AUGGUGUGGGUGAGAUUCCCUGGUCUUAGUCUAGAAUUUUGGAAGGAAAUUUUUUUAUUUACAAUCUGCAGAGAACUGGGUACACCAAUUAAAGUUGAUAAUGCAACCAUUAACUGUGAAGUUGGAUAUUAUGCUAAUGUAUUGGUUGAAAUGGAUUUUGCUGAGUCAAUUCCAAAUAAAAUAUGGAUUGGAACUAAGUUUGGUGGUUUUUAUCAAGAUGUAUUAAUUCCAGAGUGUCCUAAAUUUUGCUCAUCCUGCAAGAUUGUUGGUCACUUAGUUACUGAAUGCAGAGUGGAGGAGCAUAAGCGUAAAGCUAAAAAGCAGACUGCUACACAAGCUCCAGCAAAGAAUCAAGGUACUAAAAAUGAUAACCUUAUUCCAUUUGAUAUAUGUGAUACUUCAGAAACCAUUGUGGAAGACUCUGUUAUUCAUUCCAUUCAGCCAACCAAUAUGGUAGCAGAAACUCAAGGAGAACAAAUUCCAGAUACUGGAAGAUUUUGCCCUCUAAAUACUAAGAGCAUUAAUGAAAAAUUAGUGGAAGAAUCAGUUAUUAUGGAAGUACCAAAAUUUUUGAAACUCACAGAAGACAAUGCUUUGCAAAAUAGUGUGGUGAAAUAUGUUAAUGGAACCACAGGGAAAGUCACAGAUGAGAGUAUCCAUGUUACAUCAUGGGCUAAUGUAGUGGAAAAAGAAAUUGUGUCCUCUUUAGUAACUUCUCUAGAUGAGAAAGUUGGUUGCAGAAGUCCUAAUAAAACUGCAAUGUUGGAUUUCAUUAAUUGCUUAAAUAAUUGUGAACUGAUUCAAGCUCCCAGAACUGGUUUACAACAUUCAUGGUCUAAUUGUCAACAUGGAAGGAAUAGAAUUCUCUGUAACUUGGAUAGAGUUGUAUUUAAUCAACAAUGGCUUCAAAGUUAUAGUGACUGGGGUUACAAAGUUGGUCUGAGAAUGGUUUCUGAUCAUGCUCCUCUUCUUGGAGGCUGUGCAAACAUUCCCAAGCCAAAAAAUGCACCAAAGAAGUUUCAAAAAAUGUGGAUAUCUCAUCUUAACUUCCUUCAAGUGGUUUCUGAAUGUUGGCUGGAGGAUGUGCCUGUGGAAGCUCAAAAUGAAUAUUCUAGCAGAGAAGUUCAAGAAAGUACAUUAUUGAAACAAAAAUCUAGAACUAAGUGGAUUAAAGAGGGUGCAGCCAAUAGUGGUUUCUUCCAUGCUAAUCUAAAAAUUAGGAAAGCUAGAAAUCAAAUCAGUGAGAUUGAAGAUUCAAAUGGUAACAUUAUUUCAGAUCAAAAUAAAAUAGCUGAUGAGCUGGUUCAAUUCUUUGUAAAGAAGUUUGAAUUUAAGGAUGUUUGCAUAGAUGAUAGUUUAUUGGAUGUCAUCCCUCAGGCAAUCACUAAUGAAGACCAAGACAUGUUGGAAGCAACUCCUUCUGCUGAAGAAAUUAAAAACACAAUUUUUGAUAUGGAUCCAGAAAGUUCACCUUGGCAUAUCAUUCAAGAGGACUUCAUCAAAUUCAUUCAGUUUUGCUGGGACAGAAAAUUCAUUCCCAAGGGCUUAAAUUCCAAUUUUUUGGUCUUACUCCCAAAAGUUCAAAGAGCAAAAACAACAAGUCAAUUCAGGCCCAUUGGAUUAAGCAAUAAAAUUUUCACCAAAAUUAUUACAACAAGAUUAAGUAGUGUCAUGGGAAAGCUUAUAUCUCCUCAACAAGCUGCAUAUGUUAAGGGUAGAAGUAUACAUGAACAAGUUCUUCUUGCAUUCGAGCUAGUUAAUGAAAUGAAAAAGAAAAGAAGAGGUGGAAAUGUAGGUCUCAAACUAGACAUAUCUCAAGCAUAUGACUCUAUCGGUUGGGCAUUUCUCACUAAAGUUCUUCUUAAAUAUGGAUUUUCAUCUUCUUGGUGCAAUUGGAUAUUAACUUUACUUCAAUCUACUAAAAUCUCUAUUUUGAUCAAUAGUGGUCCUUGUGGUUUUUUCUCUGUUAGAAGGGGUUUGAAGCAAGGUGAUCCACUAUCGCCUCUAUUAUUUGUUCUUAUGGAGGAUGUUCUUAGCAGAAAUAUUACUCAGUUGGUGGAAUCUGGCAAGUUAACUCCAAUGGUUAUUAGAAGAGGCAUUCAUCCAACUCAUAUGUUUUUUGCAGAUGAUGUUUUUAUCUUCUGCAAUGGUGCUAAAAAAAGUUUAGAUAACUUAAUGUCACUACUUGACAGGUACCAAUCCAGCUCUGGCCAAGUAAUAAACAAACUAAAAAGAAAAUGCUUUGUGGAUGGUGUUUGUGAAGGAAAAAAGCAUCAAAUUGGUGAGAGAAUUAAUAUGGAAAUUACAAAAUUCCCUGAUAAAUAUCUUGGUAUAAUUAUUGCUCCAGGAAGAGUCAAAUCUUCAAUGGUGUGGCAUUUGGUUGAAAUAUUUCAGAGUAAAUUGGCAGCUUGGAAAGGGAGGUUAUUCUCAUUUCAAGAUAGGCUUGUUCUGAUUAAAUCGGUUCUUUGCAGUGUUCCUUUGUAUAAUAUGGCAAUAUACAGAUGGCCUACUUCUGUGAUCAAAAUUUGUGAGAAAAUUAUGAGGAAUUUCUUGUGGUCUGGAGAUAGUGAAGUGAGAAAAUUUAAAACUUUAUCAUGGAAGAAGAUGGGCAUGGCAAAGUUAAAAAGUGACAUCAGAUGGUGUGUAGGUGAUGGUUCAAGCAUCUCAAUAUGGUUUGACACUUGGUAUGAAAAUAGUCCCAUAAUUGAUGAUAUUGGUCUCACUAAUUUUGUCAAAGCAAAUAUCAACAUGAAGGUUAAAGAUCUGUUGGAUGGAAGAGCAUGGAAUAUCCCAGAUGAGUUACUGCACUACUUCAACAGCUCUUCUCUUCCUGAAGUCAGUGGAGAAAAUGAUAUUAUGAUAUGGAGUGGCAAUAUCAAAGGUAUUUUUUCAACUUCUUCUGUUGUAGAAAAAAUUAGACUAAGAACACCUAAAGUGCCCUGGCAAUCAUUUAUAUGGAAAUCUUUCUUACACCCAACUAUAGCCAGUAACAUUUGGAAACUUCAACCUAAAAUCUAUGUUGAUGAUGACAUAAUGAGAAAGAAUGGGCUUGAAAUGGUUUCCAGAUGUUGUGUUUGCAAGGAAGAACAAGAUUGUAUGAACCAUACCCUUUGGAACUGUAAUUUCAGUGUGCAGAUCUGGUCUUGGAUAUGCUCUAUCUUUGAUUUCUCUAAGCCAACAUCUUUUGAAGAUAUUUGUAAAGCAGCUCAGAGAAAUAGUCCUUUAGUUAAGGAAAUCUGGAUGACUGCAGCUUGUGCAACCAUGAAAGAACUUUGGUUCCAAAGAAAUAAAAAACUUUUUGAAGAAGUUGAACCUGAUCUAAACAGUUUCAAGUGUAGAAUAUGGAAAUUAGUACAUGAGGGUGGCUGCAAAAUGAAGGGUUCAAGAUGGGGACAAGCUUAUGAUCAGCAAAUUAUUGAAUUUUUCAAGUUGGGUAUAAGAUUUUCUAAAUACAGUUGCAUCAAAGCUUGUCAUUGGAGCCCUCCAAAACAUGGUUAUUUGCUCUUUUGCUGUGAUGGGUCUUCAUUUGGAAACCCAAGAAAUGCAGGAUUUGGCAUCAUAGUCAGGGACUAUGAAGCACGGAUACUUCAAAAUUGGUGA
Papaver somniferum (opium poppy) is the source of this 3600-nucleotide messenger RNA. RefSeq lists its product as uncharacterized. Bases 1 to 3600 code for a protein of 1199 amino acids. The record is from RefSeq and is a predicted model, not a curated record. The transcript has 4 exons. NCBI's taxonomy places the organism in Eukaryota, Viridiplantae, Streptophyta, Magnoliopsida, Ranunculales, Papaveraceae.